UGGGAAAUGUGAAUGAAAGUUUACAUGUUUUUCGGCAACUGAAAAGGCUCAGUCAGCAAAGCAGAACUGUGAGAGAGUGAGCAAGCAAGCAAGCAAGCAAGAGAACGAAAAGAAGCAAUCGCUUUGUUGCUUGCACGCCUCCUCCGAUCUCUCACUCUCCAUCCACACACACGCAUUGUUCACUCACUCACUCACUCACUCACCACCUGUCUCCACUCAGCCAACUUACUUCGUUCUGCGCCGCUGUGUCGGUGUUUCACGCACGCACACACACUUACUGUCUCUUGCUCUUGCUCUGGCCAUCUCGGCGAUUGCUUCACUUCUUUCCCCAUACUUGCUCUCGCUCCACUAUUUCUCAGCUCGAUUGCUUCACACUUCUAUUCCACCCUCCCCCCACAACCUGUGCUUUUUCCACAAACAGCUGCUGGGUGUGUGCGUGCGCUCUCCACUUGUCUGGCGCAUCUCCCUCUUUCUCCUGACCUUGACCACUCAUUUCUGUCUCUCUGUACCCUGCGCACAUCUCCAUGCUGGACCGCUUCACGAAACUCUCUGCGCUCGCUGUCUUGAUCCCCACCGCGGUUGCCGUCCUCGUGCGCAUGUACGUCUCCAAACGAAACGACCCCACUGCAUCUGGUGAACCGGAAGACCCCACGCGUCGGUUCGUGAAGCCAGGCACCAUGAGCACCUCCGAGGAUUACCAGACCACGAACUUGGUGAUGGAUCCUGGCUCUGAGGAUCCACAGGCCAUCCCUGUGAAGCGUCGCUCGUCCUCCUUCAAGCACGUCGAGUACCGCCACUGGCAGAUUGGCGAGACCUCUGACGACGAAGAGCCACACAUUGAUGAGAUUGGGGAGGACCCGGACUGGAUGCUCGCGACCAGGGUUGCCGCCUCCCCCGACGAGCUCAUGCAGGCUGCAGAGAAGCAGGGCGUUGCCCUCCAGACUGUUCACUUUCGCCGCCCAGACAUCAAAGUGCUGAUCCGCAUUCCCAACACCGUGUACGACCGCGGUGACGUUGACUGCUUCGUCCGAUACACAACCGACGGCUGGCAAACAUACAACGACGCAAAGGCCCGCCACUGCAGCGACUGCCUUGGCAUGAUGCCGAGCACACAGCUCUUCAGGACGCGCAUCCCUCUGCCCGAGAACGAGCACGGGCGACUCGAGUUUGCAAUCUGCAUGCGCAGUGGUGGCGAGGAGGUUUGGGACAACAACUUUGGCGCCAACCACGUGGUGCAACCAAUCGAGAACAGGUCCAUUUGAGGCAACCGUACACAUGCAAGCGCACAUGCAAGCGCACACCCACGCGAAAACGCACCGUGCGAGUGUGUACGUGUUCGCGCGCGUGGAUCUCUUGUCUCGACCUCUUUAUUCCUCGAAUCGAUUUGCUCUUCCACUUUCCUCUUAUUUGCGCUGGCUGCUGUUGCUUCAUCUUAAAGCCCUCCUUUCCUUUCCUUUCCUCUCUUCUUUCUCCCGUCUUCCCUCCAUCUUCUUCCUCUUCCAUGCAUUCCUGACCUCCACGCUUCCUCACCGCCCCACACGCGCAUGGCUUGUGUAAGCCGUGCAAGUCCUUCCCCACAUCUCUUCCUCCUUUUCAUCAUGCAUCUGUUGUUGCUGUUGCUGUUGCUGUGACGCGUGUGAUGCGAAUGCCCUAUGUUGGUGCUGGUUCUUCUGCAUGCAUGAAACCCACAGACACGCGCGGAUACGCACACACGCACACAACUCAACACGUAGCUCCACACACAUACACUUCCAUUUGCCGUGUCAUAGCAUCACGCACGCAGCUUGUCUGCUCGUCAUUAAACGAUUGGGUGUUG
This is a messenger RNA of Salpingoeca rosetta, 1816 nucleotides long. RefSeq lists its product as uncharacterized. The record is from RefSeq and is a predicted model, not a curated record. The transcript has 8 exons. Gene Ontology annotation, biological process: regulation of glycogen biosynthetic process. Lineage: Eukaryota; Choanoflagellata; Craspedida; Salpingoecidae. Gene Ontology annotation, cellular component: protein phosphatase type 1 complex. Gene Ontology annotation, molecular function: protein phosphatase 1 binding; glycogen binding. The coding region runs from base 525 to 1262 and encodes 245 amino acids.